Fulvia fulva is the source of this 480-nucleotide messenger RNA. RefSeq lists its product as uncharacterized. NCBI's taxonomy places the organism in Eukaryota, Fungi, Ascomycota, Dothideomycetes, Mycosphaerellales, Mycosphaerellaceae. Bases 1 to 480 code for a protein of 159 amino acids. The record is from RefSeq and is a predicted model, not a curated record. The transcript is spliced from 2 exons.
AUGGACGACGACGACUUCGACGACCUAUUCAGUGAGGUCGACUUUCUCCCAGGCUCCUCCCAGGUGUCCUUGACUGAUGCCGCAGCUAACAUGUCUUUCGGCGGGAGCGUUGGUGAUGAAGCAUACGCGUCUGAAGACAACCUCGCAGCGCCUGAAGAUACUGAUAUGUUAGAUCAAUGGCCCGAAGAAGCCUUCGAAGAUCAGGAACCGCCGUUGAAAUUGGAGCCAAAUGCCCACGCCAUAGCCAAGAUUGAGGCAGUCUUCGAGCUGAUGGCCGAUGCCAUGUUGAACGACAAGAACGAGCUGAGCGUUACAUUGAAAGUCCGCAAUUCCAAGGCGAAGAACCAGCAUACAUCACCUGAUAUCGAUGAUCGAACCAAGCGCAUCUGCUUUCCAGGCAAGACUGCUGAUGAAGCAUGGCGGUUUGGUGAGAUCACCUUCGUCGGUUUCGAACGCCAUCGGCUGACAUUCGCUGGUUAG